Rhizophagus irregularis DAOM 181602=DAOM 197198 is the source of this 1185-nucleotide messenger RNA. RefSeq lists its product as uncharacterized. NCBI's taxonomy places the organism in Eukaryota, Fungi, Glomeromycota, Glomeromycetes, Glomerales, Glomeraceae. The record is from RefSeq and is a predicted model, not a curated record.
AUGGUUUUUUUACCUUCAGAUAUAAUUGGAGAAAUAUUUUUAUAUCUCGAAAAAGAGUAUUCAGCAAAUCCAACACAAUUACAUCGUGUAAUUUAUUCAUAUACUUGGAUAAACAGAAAUUGGUGUCAAAAUACAAUACCGUAUUUAUGGCGCAAACCAUUUUAUUCUCGACGACCUUCUAAUAAUAAUAAUAACAAAUUAAGAAAUAGUAAUAAAAAAAUUAUUGAAACUUUAUUGAUGAGCAUGAACGAAAAAGAGCGAAAAGAAUUAUCGAUGGCAGGAUUUAAUUUACCCAGAAGAGGAAGAUCUGGUUCAAUAUUUGAUUAUGCUAGUUUCAUUAAAGAGUUGGAUUAUUUUGAAAUGUUUAAUAGUAUUAUUGAUUGGAUAUUAGAAAAUCAUUUACAUAUUACAAACGAGAAUAUACGACAAGAAUAUUUUUAUCAAAGAAAUAUUAGAAACAUUAAGAACGAUUUUGAUGGUAAUAAUAUUGAUAGACUAAUUCAUUUAAUUAUGAAUAUGUUUAAAAAUCAUAAUACUCAAAUUAAUUAUCUUAAAUUAAUACCUUAUAAUAUUAACCAUUAUACAAGAGAUGAUAAUUGUUAUCUUUUAUUUGUUGACCAAAAUUACUUUAAAUGUUUGGUUGAAAAUUUAAAAUAUUUAGAAGUUGAUACUGAUUUUUGUGAUUAUUCAUUUUUAAUCUCUCUUUCAAAGAUAUGUAAUAAUUUGAAAUAUUUACACUCAUUUAGAGAUAAUGUCAGAAUAACUAAAAUGACACAAUAUUAUAUUAAAUCACAAGCAACAAUAUUAAAUUCUUUAAUAUCAUCACAACAAAAUUUAGAAUCAUUAAAGUUAUCAGGUUAUACAUGGUAUUCAACUUUAAUGGAUCAAUCGAUAUUAACUCAAAUUAAUUCUUUAAAAAUAUUAGAAUUUAAUGAAAUAGAUUUUAAAUCUCAACAACAACAACAAAAAAUUGAUUGUACUUUAGAUACAAUAAAUUUAUGUACCAAUUUAGAAUUAUUAAUAAUUAGUUGGUGUUGGGGUUUAGGUGAAGGUGGAUGUGGAGGAAAUUAUCGUAAUAUCCAAAAUUUUGUUAAUAAUUCUCAAUUUCCUAAACUAUCUAAAGUUACUAUUAAAGGUUUAUGUCCUACUGCUUUAAGAAAAUGGGCCGAAACAUAUAAUUAUUGA